Molecule: messenger RNA, 1022 nt
Organism: Suillus clintonianus
Lineage: Eukaryota; Fungi; Basidiomycota; Agaricomycetes; Boletales; Suillaceae
Product: Alpha/Beta hydrolase protein
Exons: 1
Coding region: 183-836 (217 amino acids)
Biological process (GO): proteolysis
Molecular function (GO): peptidase activity
Source: RefSeq, a predicted model, not a curated record
AGCAGGUCUAGGCUUUUUCUAAGUAAAUGUUAUUGAAUGCGAUCAUCCUUCUCCCAUAUUCCCGAUGGGCCACGUGCCCAAUUGAAGGGUCCCGCGUCACACACACACGCCUGUAGCCAGCUGCAUUUAAAGAACAAUGUACUCACCUACUGUCAUUGCAGAUAACACCGCAUACCACACUGAUGAAUAGCAGCACGGGCACUGUUGACUUCAAAGUCGGUGACGAGACGUACCAAACCUGGUACAACAUCGUUGGUGACCUCAAGUCGAGCAAACGGCCACUCGUUACGCUUCAUGGAGGUCCCGGGAUGUCUCAUAUCUAUAUGAUAUCGCACACCGAGAUUCAUUCUCUCUAUGGCAUCCCAGUCAUCUUCUAUGAUCAGCUCGGCAUCGGAAAAUCUACUCAUCUUCGUAACAAACCUGCUGAAUUCUGGACCCCAGAAUUAUUCAUGGAUCAACUCGACAGCCUUCUCGUGCAGCUCGGUAUCGCAAGCGACUAUGACCUUCUAGGGCAUUCAUGGGGAGGGAUGCUGGCCGCUGAUUAUGUCGCCCAGCGUCAACCUCCUGGACUUCAUCGGCUAGUCCUAUCCGGCUCCCCACCCUCCAAUCAACUAUGGGAAGAGAGUAUGCGGGGACAUCUAGAAGCUUUCCCGGGCGAGUUCAAGGAGAUGGUGUUGAAACAUGAGAGAGAAGGCACAUUCUCAUCACCGGAGUACCAAGCAGCCAUACAAACUUUUAUGAACAAGCACACAUGCCAGACGAUACCCUGGCCUGACGAGCUAAAUGCUGCGUUCGCUUCCGUGGAAGAAGACCCCACUGUGUCGAAUGCCAUGUAAGUACACCAACCUCUUGAAGAGGACCCUGAACUGAAUCCUGAAACUUAGGUUGGGGCCCGCACAGUUCCACUCGACUGGUUCAUUGAGAACUUGGUCUGUGAUUGACCGUAUCCAUCGUAUUUCAUGCCCAACACUCGUCACGAACGGGCCAGAAGAGGGAGCUCAGGACUAUGUGAUUGCUCCUUU